This is a messenger RNA of Hippoglossus stenolepis (Pacific halibut), 892 nucleotides long. It is a transcript of the gene ponzr1, whose product is annotated as plac8 onzin related protein 1. NCBI's taxonomy places the organism in Eukaryota, Metazoa, Chordata, Actinopteri, Pleuronectiformes, Pleuronectidae. The record is from RefSeq and is a predicted model, not a curated record. The transcript is spliced from 5 exons. Bases 190 to 612 code for a protein of 140 amino acids.
GGAAACAGAAACUAAACUUUUUUUUUGUUUCAAACGCACACGCACACACACGCACACACAGGGCAGUCAGGUUGCUGGAGCUGCACACAACUUCCCUUCUUGAGUCACGGAUCCACAAGGAAAGGGCAGUCAGGUUGCUGGAGCUGCACACAACUUCCCUUCUUGAGUCACGGAUCCACAAGGAAAGCCAUGGCCAUCUACCAGCAGCCCGCCCCUCUUCUGCCCGUCAGCCAAGCCCAGGUGGUGACGGUGACCACCACCAACGUCCCAAGCCACGGGACAUGGAGCACCAGCCUCUGCGAUUGCUGCAGUGACAUGGGCACCUGUUGCUGUGGGCUCUGGUGUUUCCCCUGCAUGCAGUGUCAGACAGCCAGUAUGCAUGGCUGGUGCUGCUGUAUGCCACUCCUGGACGUCUGCUGCGUGGUGUCCUGCUGCCUCCGCGCCUCCAUUCGGGAGCGCCACGGCAUCCACGGUUCGUGCUGCGGCGACUGCUGUGACCUCAACUGGUGUUACAUGUUAGUCUGGUGCCAGAUGCACCGAGAGCUGAAGAUCAGGGGCGCCAGGCCGGGCGGCGCCUCCACCGUGGUCACCACGCAGGUCAUCAAUGUAUAGGAUGCAACCUCCGGGAAUAUGACACCAGGUCAUAAUAGCUGCAUGCGCCUUUUUGUAGUUGUAGUUGUAGUGUUCUGUUAUCAGUGUUAGAUGGAAGCCGACAGAUUCACGUUUGUUUUCGGCAGAUGUUUUAAUUUAGACCGUCGUGACUGACUAUGUUACAUUCUGUGAUACUGACUGAUAUCAUCCCCGUCCUUCACACUCUUUGCUGUUGCAUUGUAUAACUUGUGUUGAAAGCAAAAUAAUCUUUUUCAAAUAAAUUUUUUAUGGCACAACAAAA